GCCGGCGCCGGAAGUUGGGGGGGCGGGCUAGAGGAGGCGCGGUCUCCUAGGUCCAUGGCGGGCUUCUUACUGAUACCGGGGUCCGCUAUGCGGCUUCCGGGGAGCCGACUUUGGCGUCUCCUGCCCCACGGACUCGGGGUCUGGGCCCCGGCGGACGGGACCGCCGGAGCCUGGAUGAGGCAGCUCUGCGCGCUGCGAGAGGAGGCGCGACGGACCUCGGAGCUCGCUCGCAGCUGCCGGGGAGACCGGCCCCUCUGCACGGCGACGCCACCUCCACCGGGGUCGUCGGGUCCCGAGCCGAAGGGCCGCAGAGACCCCACGCGGCCCUCCAAGCCCGGGCCUGUUUCCUGGAAGUCUUUAGCAUUCACAUUUGCUAUUGGUGGAGCCUUAUUGGCUGGAAUGAAGUACUUCAAGAAAGAAAAGACAGAGAAGCUAGAGAAGGAGCGGCAGCGGAGCUUGGGAAAGCCUCUCCUCGGGGGCCCGUUUUCCCUCACGACUCAUACUGGAGAGCCCGUCACUGACCAAGACUACCUGGGUCAGUGGGUCCUGAUUUAUUUUGGUUUCACUCAUUGCCCUGAUAUCUGUCCAGAAGAACUAGAAAAAAUGAUUCAAGUCGUGGAUGAGAUAGAUGGAAUUCCAACUCUGCCAAAUUUAACUCCGCUUUUCAUCACUAUCGACCCAGAGAGGGACACCAAAGAAGCCAUCGCCAAGUAUGUGAAAGAAUUUUCUCCCAAACUGGUUGGCUUGACUGGCACCAAAGAAGAGAUCGACCAAGUGGCCAGAGCGUACAGGGUGUAUUACAGUCCUGGCCCCAGGGACGAGGACGAGGACUACAUCGUGGAUCAUACAAUAAUAAUGUACUUGAUUGGACCAGAUGGCCAGUUUCUAGAUUAUUUUGGCCAGAACAAGAAGAAUGCAGAAAUAGCUGGUUCCAUUGCUGCGCACAUGAGGGAACGUAGGAAAAAGAGCUAGCCAGAGCAGUGGCGCCGGGUGGAUGUUCUCUUGCCAAAGAAGAGAAAAGCUUUGUCUCCCAUAGGAGCCAACAUCUAUCUGUGUAUAUACAUGUGCAACCGACAGAAUGGCCUUCGUACCGCAAGAAUAUCUGUAUUGUGGACAUUAUGGGUGCAGGACAAAUGGGUAUUAUGUUACCCUUGGGUUCAGCCAAAAUCGAUUCUUGGAACUGUAAAGAUUACAAGCGAAUAGUCGCUUGAGACCGGAGGACCAAGUUACUGUGAAGCCGUGGGAUGGACUCAGGAGAGACUCAGCAGGUGCAUUUCUCCACGUCAGAGGGGCCCUCGGAUCAGCACUGCUGUCUCUCCUGUGUCCUGGACCCUUGUCGCCAGGGUUGUGGGGCUGAAUUUCCAGGAAGAGUAAUUUCCACGGUGCCCUUGCUUUCCUCCUCGAGUUCUUGGUGGCUGAUAACAGUCAAAUUAAAAUCGGGCUCUUGGACAUUCACAGUUGGGUUUUUAGAUCUGAAAGCAUUUAAGUAUAGUCUUCUGUGCGAACAGACACCAUGGUCAAGUUUGUAUUGUGCUUCCAUCGGCACCUGCUGAUUUUACUAACGAGGAAGUCUGUUGUUUGGGGAAGAUGGGUCAGUUUCUCUAGGGGUCUUUUAUGUGGUUUUCAUUUAAAUGUGCCGGGUUUUCAGGCAGCUACCAAAUGGACAAAAGAGGAUCUUGAAUCGGGACUGUGACACAGGGUUCUCCUCUGCCUUGGCUGGGUUGCAGUGGGUGUGAAAUAAAGGUGUGCUCGGUUUUGCA
Molecule: messenger RNA, 1760 nt
Organism: Leopardus geoffroyi (Geoffroy's cat)
Lineage: Eukaryota; Metazoa; Chordata; Mammalia; Carnivora; Felidae
Gene: SCO1
Product: protein SCO1 homolog, mitochondrial
Exons: 6
Coding region: 55-972 (305 amino acids)
Biological process (GO): mitochondrial respiratory chain complex IV assembly
Source: RefSeq, a predicted model, not a curated record